AUGGCUCUGGAUACGCUCUCCAAAUCCGCCCUUGAAGCGCUCCUUGCGUUCCAUCUCGACGCUGUUGGUCAAAUACGGCAGAUGUUACAGGCAAAGAAUCCAGUAGCGUGUUCAUUGCAUGUAGAUAAGUACAUCACCGAAGUGUCUGACCCAGAGCCGCCGUUGCAAUCUCCAUUCUGCCUUCGAGCUCAGGACGAUUCAUCUGGUGUCCUACUCCCGAGCCCUCCUUCCACUCCACGUCGCCAGCGUGCACCCCGUCACCCGUCAUCACCACCAUCGCUCCGCCCGACAGACUCUCCCGUAUGGCAACGCGGUGGGAGGUCAGAGUCGCCUUCUCCCCUGCGAAAAACACGGAAGCGUCGAUACGUCGAGCUGUACGAUGAGCUGGAUACAAACCACAGCCUCGGAAUAGACGAUAGACCGCCUGCAAGGGUCCCGAGAAGAGAUUCACGGAAACGAUCACGCAGUACUAGUCCGGUUUGGCCUGUCCCAGGCUGGCCCCGCGGGUUUAUACCAAUCCCCAAGCGAAGAAAGGGUCAUGUUGCAAACAAGGAAAAUGAGAGGGAUUAG
Molecule: messenger RNA, 570 nt
Organism: Mycena indigotica
Lineage: Eukaryota; Fungi; Basidiomycota; Agaricomycetes; Agaricales; Mycenaceae
Exons: 3
Coding region: 1-570 (189 amino acids)
Source: RefSeq, a predicted model, not a curated record